This is a messenger RNA of Musa acuminata subsp. malaccensis (wild Malaysian banana), 3366 nucleotides long. Its product is annotated as kinesin-like protein KIN-7F. The record is from RefSeq and is a predicted model, not a curated record. Gene Ontology annotation, molecular function: microtubule motor activity; ATP binding; microtubule binding. Gene Ontology annotation, biological process: microtubule-based movement. NCBI's taxonomy places the organism in Eukaryota, Viridiplantae, Streptophyta, Magnoliopsida, Zingiberales, Musaceae.
UGAAGUCACGUCCUUUUCCUGGGUGCCAUGGAGGAGUCGGAGGAACUUAUUUUGGGAUCUCUUAUGUUCAUGCCAGCCUUUGGAGAAAGGCCAAGAGACUGUCCGGUCUAUAGAUAGAGAGAGUGCUUCGCUUGCAGCGCCAGCUACGUUUCAGCGGCUCUCAUUUUGUCCCGGCGAUCUGUGCGGACAAUUCUGUCGCUUUGCAGCCCUCUCCCUCUCCCUCUCUCUCGGUUCUCUUUUGCUGUCAAGAUCUGCAACAAAGUAUAUAUUGGAGCACGUACCUUAUGAUCCCUUCUUUAGAAGGUCAUUCGUCUAUUCUCUCUCCCCUUCCACCUCCUCUCAGUUCUGGCGUAGCAGAUAUUUGGAGAUCCCACAGGGGAGGGAUGGGAACAAUCGGCCAUGACGAGGUUGCGCCAUGGGAGAAGGCAGAGGGGAGAAGGAAGGAGGAGAGGAUACUGGUCUCGGUGAGGGUAAGGCCCCUCAAUGCCAAGGAGAUUGGGAGGAAUGACCCCUCGGAUUGGGAGUGCAGGAACAACACCACCAUCGUCUUCAAGAACGCCCAUUCCGAGCGAACAAUGUAUCCAACAGCCUACACAUUUGACAAAGUAUUUGGGUGCGAGUGCGACACGAGACAUGUUUAUGAUGAAGGAGCUAAGGAAGUCGCUCUCUCUGUCGUCGAUGGAAUCAAUGCAAGUAUAUUUGCAUAUGGACAAACAAGCAGUGGAAAGACAUACACAAUGACCGGGAUAACCGAAUAUGCCAUGGAAGACAUAUAUGACUACAUAAAGAGGCACGAGGAAAGAGAUUUUGUUCUAAAAUUCUCGGCAAUGGAGAUAUACAACGAAUUGGUAAGAGAUCUGCUGAGCACUGACACCUCUCCUCUCAGGCUUCUCGAUGAUGCAGAGAGAGGGACUGUUGUGGAGAAACUUACAGAGGAAACUCUAAGGGACCAGUGGCAUCUCAAGGAACUCCUUUGUGUGUGUGAAGCACAACGACAGGUCGGAGAGACGUCCUUAAACGAAAUGAGCUCCCGAUCGCAUCAGAUACUGAGACUGACAAUCCAGAGUACCGCUCACGAAUUCACGGGAAGAGGAAGUUCAAGUACUCUUCUAGCUGCUGUGAAUUUUAUUGAUUUAGCAGGAAGUGAACGCGCAUCUCAAUCACCAUCUGCUGGUACUCGGCUCAAAGAGGGUUGCCAUAUCAAUCGGAGCUUGCUUACCCUGGGAACUGUCAUCCGCAAGCUAAGCAAAGGGAGAACUGGACACAUUCCAUAUCGAGAUUCCAAGUUGACACGCAUAUUACAACCCUUCUUGGGAGGUAAUGGAAGAACUGCCAUCAUCUGCACAAUGAGCCCUGCCCGAAGCCAUAUCGAGCAAUCCAGGAACACUCUCUCGUUUGCAAGCUGCGCUAAGCAAAUAGUUACCAAUGCUCACGUCAAUGUGUUGAUGUCUGAUAAGGCACUGAUAAAGCAUCUACAGAAAGAACUUGCAAGAUUGGAGAAUGAACUGAGAUACCGUGGAGCUGCCUCCAUCACGUAUCAUCCUGAUGCCCUGAGCGAAAAAGAUGCCCAGAUCAAAAAGAUGGAGCGAGAAAUCAAGGAGCUGAUGCAGCAGAGAGAUCUUGCUCAGUCCCGACUUGAGCAUUUGCUCCGACCUAUGGCAGAUUACCAAUUUUCUAGGCAAUGGGAAGAAUCCAGUCAAUCUGAGCUAUCCUAUUUACACAGUGCAUGUGAAGAUGCACUUUCGAUCUCCGAUGUAUCUGGUGUUACGUAUCAAAUUCCAGAUUUUGACUCUUCUAUGUUUGGUAGGCCGGAAGAAGGCAACAACUACAACAUCUGCCUAGAGCUUUCGGAUACCAUGAAUCCACCUAGCAAACACAUCCCUCAACAGGGAAGGGAUGAAAUCACUGGAGCUGCUUAUGCAGAUUCCGAAGACCAAUGCAAGGAGGUUCAGUGUAUCGAGAUACAUGCCUUGAGCACAAACAGAAGCGAUGAGUUCAAUCUCUUGUUGAAUGAUGAAGAUGAUAGUCUGCUACAUUUGACAGAUGAAAAGAUGCUUGGGGAUCCUACAGCAGAAUCUUUAGGAAAUGCACACUGGAUACCUGCAAAGGAGCAAUCGAUGAAGAUCGCGACAAGAACGACCGAGAAUUUUGUCAAGCCUCGUAAUGAUGGAUUAUCAUCUACAUUGCCUUCGAUGCAAACACUGAUGAAUUCCAGGGAGUUGGGACUAACUAGAAGUAAAAGCUGCAACGCAAGCAUGAUGAGCAGUUCAAUCGUGUCUUGGCUCCAAAAUGUUGAGCGAGAUAAAAGCACACAACCUGACAUCUUAAAAGAGUUUGCUGAAAAGCCUAGAGAGGAUCAAAGAAGACUAGAAAAUGAUACUCUCUCAAUCGGAGAAUCGGAGGACUUGGAAAAAUCCACUUCCUUUGAAGUGCUAAAAACUGAGGAUAUCAAAGCUGUUCAUGAAGAGGUUGAUACCGGUGCUCAUGAUUCUUAUUCAGGAAAGAUUGAGACAGAGGAAACUACUGAUCAGCUUACCGAGGAUAUGAUUCCGGAGACUCAAGCAACUCGAUCACAAACCAUUGAAGCUGUGAAGACUGUUGAGGAUGCAGCCAUGGACGCGCAGGAGUUCCAGAGAGAGCAACAGGAGAUAAUCCAGCUUUGGCAUGCGUGCGAAGUCCCCUUGGUCCACAGAUCUUGCUUUUUCCUACUCUUCAAAGGCGACCCAGCCGACUCCUUCUACAUGGAAGUCGAACGCAGAAGGCUUUCCUUUCUAAGGAACAGCUUCGCUCUUGGAAACGUUGGCGGCGUAGCGGCAGAAGAUGGUCACAUAUUUAGUCUUGCGUCAAGCUCGAGAUAUAUCCGCCGGGAGAGGGAGAUGCUGUGUCGGGAGAUGCAUAAGAAACUGUCGUCGGCUGAGAGAGAGGCGCUCUACGCCAAGUGGGGAAUUGCGUUGAACUCCAGGCAGAGGAGUCUUCAGCUGGCUCAACUCCUCUGGACUCAGACCGACCUGCAACAUGUGAGAGAGAGCGCAUCGCUUGUGGCCGAGCUGAUCGGAUUUGAGGAGCACGGGCAGGCCAUGAAGGAGAUGUUUGGGCUCAGCUUCACACCACAGAAAACUCACAAGAGAUCCUCCAGCUGGUGGCACGGCAAGUUCCCCCUCCUGUGAACGAAAUGGGAGCUGUCCACCAGGGCUUAAAACAUCAACUGAUGACAGUCUUUUCUUGCCCUUUUUGUGACUCUUUCAGCAAGUAAUUGAUCAAACGAGAGCAAACACCGUCUUCCCCAACUCCUCCUCUCCUCUUUCUCGAUCCCCUCUGCAUCUAUUCCUUGUACAAUUCAUGCCCAUAUCCUACACAUCCAUAUCU